Anthostomella pinea is the source of this 2106-nucleotide messenger RNA. The record is from the annotation of a GenBank genome assembly. NCBI's taxonomy places the organism in Eukaryota, Fungi, Ascomycota, Sordariomycetes, Xylariales, Xylariaceae.
AUGAUAGUGUGCCAACAAGGCUCUUCAGCAACCGAACGAUUCUUCCUACCCAUCUAUUUCCAAGGUGUCGUUGGGACGACAGUCGCCAGUUCGGGCAUAUAUUUUCUUCCCACCACUAUCGGCAUACCACUGUUUGCUGCUGUUGGCGGUGUUCUCCUCGGCAAAUUCGGCGCCUACUGGCCGAUACAUGCAACAGCGUUCGCAUUAUCGGUUAUUGGCUACGGACUCUUCACGAUCCUCGAUUACCGCACACCAAAAGUGGCGUGGGCGUUCUUCCAACUCAUCGCUUCGGCAGGACUCGGCCCUACGCUACCGGUAUCUACAACCCUCCCGGCAAUCUUGGCCGUUUUGCCAGAGCCAGACGUAGCAUCUGCAACGGCAGUGUUCUCCUCUAUCAAAACAUACGGUUUUACUUGGGGCGUGACGACUGCUUCUAUCAUCUUCAAUGCAGUCCUCGACAACAACCUGUCUUCCAUUGAGUCUCCCGCAUUGCGAAACCAGCUGGCAAGCGGCGGUGCUUAUUCUUUCGCCAGUCGAGCUUCGGAUGGUACUGGCAUGAUAGACGAUACCACUUUGGGCGAGGUGAGGGCAGUAUACACGAGGAGCCUCAACGCUGUCUGGUGGUUUGGCCUGGGUAUCAGCAUUUCUAGUCUUGUCGUUGUUCUUUGCUUCGUCACCAUUCGUCCCGAAUUCCAGAAGCUCUCGGACACCAUCGAAGAAAUGGAUGCCACAGAAGCUAUCGAAGCGCUCCGACGUGCUCUGCCGGAUGCUCGCUUUGCCCAGCACGGCUCUCCGGAUUACGACGAGCUCAACCACUUCUACCAAUCCGGACUCUGCUCCGACAUCACCCCGGCUUGCAUCGUCCAGCCGGCGACCGUCGAGGAAGUCGCGACGUUCGUCAAGACCAUCAAACCGUUCUCGCUGAGUGGCAGAGCUCCCUUUGCCAUUGUUGGCCGCGGCCAGCAGCCGGACGGCAUCACACUGUCCUUGCAGCGACUCAAGGGCAUCGAUGUCAAGGAUGGUGUGGUCCAAGUGGGUGCUGGCGAGACCUGGGGCCCUGUAUAUGACAAGCUUGGCGAAGCCGGCUUGGGUUUCUCAGGGGGCCGGUCCUAUCGGUCGGGCAUUGGGGGACUGGCCUUGGCAGGUGGUCUGUCGUUCGUUUCGUCGCGUGAAGGCUUCAUCUCAGACAACGUCCUCAAUUCUGAGGUGGUUCUCGCCUCCGGAUCCAUCGUGAAUGCCAACGCGCGCGAGAACCCGGACCUCUGGGUCGCGCUGCGCGGGGGCGGGAACAAUCUGGGCGUCGUGACGCGCUUCGACUUCCCUCUGGUGGCCGAGCUGCGGAAGCCGGAUGCCUCUAAGGAGACGCAUUUGAUGGUCAGUAUUGGCUACACGGCUAUGAUGGGCCCGCAGAUGAUGUGCUUGAACCAGGUCGACUGCACCCAAGGAAUCGACAAAUCCCCCGUCUUGCAGCCCUUCACAGACAUCCAACCGCAAAUCGAGCGCAUGAACUCCGUACGCAUGCACAGUCUAGCGGAGGCAGCCCGAGAGCAAGCAGGAGACAGACCCUCCCCAUCCAGGUCCCUCUACAUGAACACAACCGUCAAAGCCAACGUAGCGACGCUAAAGGCCGCGACCAAGAUCUAUUCGGCGGCCAUCGAGCCGCUGAAGUCAUGCAAGGACAUCCUACUCUUCCUGACGCUACAGCCCUACCCCCUCUCCCUCCUCCAGAAAUCAACUACGCAGGGUGGCAACGUCUUGGGCCUGGAGCCCGAGCUCGGCCCGCUCGUGAGCAUCCUCUUCCUCACGUUUUGGGAGAGUAAGGAAGACCACGAGAUGAUUGAGGGGGUACUGAGGGAGGCGCUGGAGGCGAUUGAUAGGGAUGCGAAGGCGAAGGGCACGGCGGUCCCGUUUAAGUAUUUGAAUUAUGCGGCGGGUUUCCAGCAUCCGGUUGCGUCGUAUGGGGGUAUGGGUGUUGAGAGGCUGCACGCUGCUAGUCGUAGAUUUGACCCUGAUGGGCUGUUUCAGAAGGGUGUGCCUGGUGGUUGGAAGUUGCCUGCUCUCGCGUAUGAUUGCACGCCCGUCCGGACUUUAGUUACGAAGUGUUAG